Messenger RNA from Lemur catta (Ring-tailed lemur), 297 nucleotides. RefSeq names its product keratin-associated protein 3-1. The coding region runs from base 1 to 297 and encodes 98 amino acids. NCBI's taxonomy places the organism in Eukaryota, Metazoa, Chordata, Mammalia, Primates, Lemuridae. The transcript has a single exon. The record is from RefSeq and is a predicted model, not a curated record. Gene Ontology annotation, cellular component: keratin filament. Gene Ontology annotation, molecular function: structural molecule activity.
AUGUCUUGCUGUGUUCCCCGCUGCUGCAGUGUCCCCACCGCCCCCGCCACCACCAUCUGCUCCUCUGAAAAAUGCUGCCGGUGCGGAGUCUGCCUGCCCAGCACCUGCCCACAUGAGAUCAGCCUCCUUCAGCCCACCUGCUGUGACACCUGCCCCCCACCCUGCUGCGAGCCUGACAUCUACGUGCCAUCGUGCUGGCUGCUCAACUCUAGCUACCCAACGCCCGGACUGAGUGGCAUCAACCUGACGACCUACGUUCAGCCUAGCUGUGAAAGUCCCUGUGAGCCCUCCUGUUAA